Messenger RNA from Orycteropus afer afer, 2160 nucleotides. It is a transcript of the gene HTATSF1, whose product is annotated as HIV-1 Tat specific factor 1. The record is from RefSeq and is a predicted model, not a curated record. The transcript is spliced from 9 exons. Bases 4 to 2160 code for a protein of 718 amino acids. Gene Ontology annotation, molecular function: RNA binding. NCBI's taxonomy places the organism in Eukaryota, Metazoa, Chordata, Mammalia, Tubulidentata, Orycteropodidae. Gene Ontology annotation, cellular component: U2-type spliceosomal complex; U2 snRNP. Gene Ontology annotation, biological process: mRNA splicing, via spliceosome.
AACAUGAGCAGCAAUAACUUGAGUGGCAACGACGAGUUUGAUGAGCAGUUGCGGAUGCAAGAAUUAUACGGAGACCCCAAGGACGGCGAUCCCCAGGAAGAUCCCGGUGGAGAAGCCAAUUCUUUGGGGCAGCAGCCGGCUGACACCCCCUACGAAUGGGAUCUGGACAAGAAGGCAUGGUUCCCCAAGAUCACUGAAGAUUUCAUAGCUACGUAUCAGGCCAAUUACGGCUUCACUAACGAGGGAGCAUCCAGCUCUACUGCAAACGUCCAGGAUGUCAGUGCUGGUAAUGCGGCGGAACCUCCGCAGAGAAAGUCCCCAGAGCCCAGUGAACCCAAAAAGAAGGGAGAAAAACGAAAGGCUGAAUCAGGCUGGUUUCACGUUGAAGAAGACAGAAAUACAAACGUGUAUGUGUCUGGUUUGCCGCCAGACAUUACAGUGGAUGAAUUUAUACAGCUCAUGUCCAGAUUUGGCAUUAUCAUGAGAGAUCCUCAAACGGAAGAAUUUAAGGUCAAGCUUUACAAGGAUAAUCAAGGAAAUCUUAAAGGAGAUGGGCUUUGCUGUUAUUUGAAGAAAGAAUCAGUGGAUCUUGCAUUAAAACUUUUGGAUGAAGAUGAAAUUAGGGGCUACAAAUUACAUGUGGAGGUGGCACAGUUUCAACUGAAGGGAGAAUAUGAUGCCUCAAAAAAGAAGAAGAAAUGCAAAGACUACAAGAAGAAGCUGUCAAUGCAACAAAAGCAGCUGGAUUGGAGACCUGAGAGAAAAGCUGGACCAUCCCGAAUGCGCCACGAGCGAGUUGUUAUCAUCAAAAAUAUGUUCCAUCCUGUGGAUUUUGAGGAUGAUCCAUUGGUGUUAAAUGAAAUCAGAGAAGACCUUCGAGUAGAGUGUUCAAAGUUUGGCCAAAUUAAGAAGCUCAUUCUCUUUGAUAGACAUCCAGAUGGUGUGGCCUCUGUGUCCUUCAGGGAUCCAGAGGAAGCUGAUUAUUGCAUUCAAACCCUUGAUGGGAGGUGGUUUGGUGGCCGUCAGAUCACUGCCGAAGCAUGGGAUGGGACCACAGAUUAUCAGGUGGAGGAGACAACAAGAGAGAGAGAGGAGAGGCUGAAAGGCUGGGAGGCUUUCCUCAACGAGCCCGAGGCCACCAGAGGCUUUCGGCGCUCGAAUCUCGCCGGUGCUUCACAAAGAGCCGGGCCUUCCAGAGUAAGGCAUUUUUCAGAGCACCCUGGCACAUCCCAAAUGAAGGCUCCAGAAGCCGCAGCUGAAGGGGCGUGUGGAGCUCCCACAGAUGAAAAGAAGUUUGAAAAAGCAGAAGAUGGGGGAGAACGUGAAGACCAGCCUCCUGAAAAGGAUGCUGAAGAAGGUGCCCCCAAUGAAGAGUCUGAAGAAGCCUGCCUUGAAAAAGAGUCUGAAGAAGGAGAAGGCUGUCCUGCCAAAGGGUCUGAAGACGGCUGCCAGGAAAGGGCACCGGAGGAAGGCAGUCUUGGAAAAGAGUCUGAAGAGAAUGGCUCUGAAAGAGAACCUAAAAAGAAGAAAUUCAAGAAAGAGGAAGAGAAUGGCCUUGAAGAAGCUAAAGCAGACAGCCAUGACAAGGGUUCUGAAGAUGAAGAAGGCCCCAAAAAAGAAUCCGAAGAUGGCUCAGAAAGAGAAUCUGAAGAGAGCUCUGAAAAAGAAUUUGAAGAAAAUGGUCUUCAAAAAGAAGUUGAUGAGGAUGACUCUGAGAAAGAGGGAGAAGAUUCUGAAAAAUCCGAAUUUGAAGAUGAUGGCUCUGAUAAAGUGUUUGAUGAGGAAGGUUCUGGGAGAGGGUCUGAAGAAGAUUCAGAAGAAAAGGGAGGAGAAGAAGAUACAUAUGAAAAAGUGUUUGAUGAUGAAUCAGAAGAAAAAGAGGAAGAAGAAAAUGCAGAUGAAAAGGGCCCUGAAGGUGCUGAUGAAAAGGAGGAAGAUGAGGCGGAGGAAAAGCUGUUUGAUGAUUCAGAUGAAAAGGAAGAUGAAGAAGAUGUAGUUGAGAAGUUGUUUGAAGAUGAUGAUUCCGAUAAGCUGUUUGAGUCUGAUGAAAGAGGGCCUCUGGGUUAUUUUGGGAAUCUUCAGGAAGAAGGGCCCCUGUCCACAAGCAGCAGCUUUGUCCUCAGUAGUGAUGAUGAUGAUGAUGAUGAUGAUGAUAUUUAA